This is a messenger RNA of Mycosarcoma maydis (corn smut), 6960 nucleotides long. RefSeq lists its product as uncharacterized. Gene Ontology annotation, biological process: nuclear pore organization. The record is from RefSeq and is a predicted model, not a curated record. Gene Ontology annotation, molecular function: structural constituent of nuclear pore. Bases 1 to 6960 code for a protein of 2319 amino acids. NCBI's taxonomy places the organism in Eukaryota, Fungi, Basidiomycota, Ustilaginomycetes, Ustilaginales. The transcript has a single exon. Gene Ontology annotation, cellular component: nuclear pore inner ring; nuclear pore.
AUGGCUGUCCUUCCUACCACCUCCUCUUGGAACGCCGCUCGCGGCAUCGCCGUCUUCGAGCCCGCACGCUUCGAGCGCCUACACCGGCUCAUCACGGAAGCUGCAUCCAACCCUGUCCGAAUCUCACGCUCGAACGACUGGUUCGUGACCAUCGAUCGCAGCCGCUCUGACCUUGCAGACCUCGGCAAGGUCCGUCCACCAUCCGAUGUCGAGCGCAAAGAGAUCGAGUCCGGCAAGAUCACAAUCAGCGGCAACACGCAAAGCCUCAACCCUGACUUUGCGCAGCAGUCGCUCUUGCUGGCUCGCGAAUUGGUCGUCUCGGAGCACUUUGCUGCUUCUUUGCUCCAGCAAGGUCUUGCUGGUCGUGCAAAAUGGGGCCGUCCCGCCGUCGAGGUCGCUUGCAUCCUCUAUCACCGCGAACGACUUGCAUUGCUUGCGUGCCUCAAGGAGCUACUCCGUAAUGCACUCACCAUGCCUUUUGACGAAGACCUAGAAGCCCAACGCAUGGGUCUCAAGAUGGAACAACUCGUCGAAUCGCUCGUCAGCAUCGAGGCUUCGGUCGGCUCCACUUCCACAUCCACACGCAAGCUCACGCUUGCCGAAAGGAUCCUCGCUGAAAUUGACAACGUCAAACAGUCCACUGCACAUGUCAAGGCAUCUCUCGAAUCGCCUGGCUCCAACAUCGCAAAUCAAGGCAUCCAGACACAAACGUCCAACUUCUUCGGUCUUGGUAGUAGCCAAACCGCAAAACAGCCAUCAUCCACAUCCACUGCCAGCGGUGGCAGACUCAGCGAUGAGAUCCAACUUGACCGUCUUGGAUGGCUGCGCGAAGAACGACGCGAACUUGGUCACCUGCUUUACUUGCUGUCCAUCUCGUCUCUUCUAACAACCUCCAACAUUUUGGCCAUCCUCCGUUGGCUGGCUGCCGUCUCGGCAGAAACGUACGAUGAGAUGACCAUCUACGUCCUCACUGCCCUCUUGGGGGCGAUCGAUGCAACUCCAGAUGCAAGAGCCGCCAUGGCGGAUCGCGCAAGUCGAGGCACACUCCGCAACACUGUCGAAGCGCUGCUCGACGACGAGUCGUUUAUCACAGUCACUCACGCCGAGAUUACUCGCAAACACUGGGCCCUUGGCGAGCUCAACAGUGCUGUUGCUCUUCAAUGGUCCAUCUUCUUGGUGGAAGCAUUUUCACGUAACCCGACCUAUCGCACCCAGCUUUCUAUUUCCGAAGAGCAGAUCCAAGAUCUUGUGCUCCAGUCCAUCACCGGCUCAUCCCUCUCCAAGGACUCGAAAGCCACAAGUGGCGAGGAAGGUCCUACUGGCGGCGCCUUCAUUUUCCUGGUUGUGCGUGUCCUAGCCUUUCGCCAAAAGACCAUCGACGCGCUUUUUGGCGAGGAAGAAGGCGCGCUGACGGCUGAGGCUGACACUGCUGCUGGCGAUGUCAUCGACAUCAAUGCUUGGGAAGAUGAGGUGGACGCCGAGUUCCGUGAGUACGUUGUACAGCAGAUCCACAACCUUGCUCUCGGUACCACUUCGGUCAUGCUGCCCAUGCUGCGUCGCAUCCAACGUUCGGAAGAGGAUGCCGCCUUUGCCCUCUCGCGAGCUGUCAGUGCACGAGGCAGCACAUCCGCACCUCCAGAGCGUCGAUACGACAUCGAGGCGCUCUUCGACCUAAUUGCCCUGCUCUGCCGUGGCCGACCCGAAGCUGGUCUGCCUUUCUGGGUCGGAUCUGACAACCGCCCCACACGCUUCCUCGCAUGGGCCAUCGAUGUCCGCGAGCCAGGUCACCAGCGUGCCUUGCUCAACAUGCUCGCCGCCAUGUCUUCGGGUCCUCAGAGCGCCAGUCAGGCAUAUGCGCUGCUUGACCAGGAGAGCAGCCAAGCCGGAGCUACCGGCGAAGGCCGCCUCGUCUCCUGGAGCCGUUUCUUCGAAUGGAUCACCUACUACAUCGACACGUUCCACCAGGCCGUCAACACAUCAUCGUUCCAUGCAUCCAGCUACCAGACACUGGCCAUGCCAAAGAAUGAAGAGACGCUCUUGAUCGGCUUUGUGCGACUCUUCCGCAACGUUGUCUACUUUUCGCAUCCAGCUCGCGACGCUCUGCUCCAGAACUCAUCCUACAACGCGCUGGACAAGCUCUUUACGCUCCUCACCUGCCCCAUUCCGGUCGAGCUCAAAGCAAGCAUUCUCGACGCCCUGUCGGCUUUCCUGCAUCUCUCGUUGAGCAAUCCUGCCGCUCAAGCCCGCUUCUCUUCAAUCGCGACACAGCUGUGGGACCGCUUUGACGAGUGUGGCUUGAUCCCCUCGGACGAUGCUGCUGCAAGGUCGCGUCUCAACAGCAACACAAAUGCAUCCGGUUCGUUUGGUCCCGCCUUCAAGCCGCUCGCUUCCAGGGGCGUCCUGUACGAGCUGGAAAACUUCGAAGUGCCUCUCCGCACCUUUCCUGGUUCCACCAGCUUUGUCAACUUUCUUAAAGCGCUCGUCCAGCUUCCUUCCGGCACGCUUGCUGCCGGUUCCAACGCGUUGACAGAUGCUCCUUUGACGUCCGCAACCAAUGCCAAUCCCUUCAGCACCAUUGUUUCCUACGACCAGCAGGCGCAGCAGCAGAUUCAAGGAUCAACACAGCCAGUAUACCAGCAGCAACAGCGCAGGCAGACCCGUUCUGUCGAACCCUACGUCGAUUUUGUCAUUGACCAUGUCUUUCUCAAAGCACGAACGCGUGACUACGUUGAGCCCGCGGAACAAUGGCGUGUUGUGGCCUCAUGUCUCGACUUUGUCGAGCGUUCCUUGCGUUCAUACGACUUGGCAGCCCUUCUCCGUAGCAGCGAACGAGCAGAUGCUGUGACAGACCCAGCUUUGCUGACCCAGCUCGCGUCGCAUCCCGGCUUCUUCCUGAUGCGUCGCAUCUUAACGGGAUCCAAGAUGGUUGGUGAAAUGCUUGGCAUCCUGGUUCCCGGCUCGGGCCUUGGAGCCUUCGAGGCCAUCAAUCAGAACCGUGCAAGUACUUUCUUUUAUGGCACAUCCGUUCGACACGUCCUCAGCAUCCUCGACCGUGUGCUUCGAUACCAAGAUCUCUUUGUGCAGGUUCUCAUUCCGACAUUGGUCGACACCACCCUGAACGGCGUCCAGCUACCUUUUGACGUCUCGACCCGCGUCGGCAACUCGGGCUCGUACAGCAGCUUUGAUGUUCAGCUUUUGCAUGCCCACGAGUCAGUCGUGCAAAUCGCACUACUUAUCAACUGCGUUCGCGACGAUGUCGCAUUGCUGUCGGUUCGCUUGCUUGGACUCAUCGCGCGCACAGCCGCCUUCAGCGCUGUCGACCGUUUUGGCGAGAUGGGCUACCGCCGCAAGAUGAACCGUCUCGUCGGCUUGUUGGAGAUGAGCGACGAGGCAAGCCGAGUCAGGGCAGGCUAUGUUGCAAGGCUGGAAGCUGAGUCUUCGGGUGACGCCGGAAGUGCAAAGAUGCUUGAAUCUCUCAACGGCCUCGCUGGAGGAUUACAAUCAGACGAGGACGAAGACGCAGAUCUGCAGGCGUCCAACGGCAGGCUGGACGGCAUCACUGCUCUAGCAUCUAGCGAUGCCGUGGAGGCCAUUCAGAUUGCUAUUGUCAACCUUCUGCUUGCUGGCACCGAGCUCAAUCAGCCCGCUCCCAACGUUGCCCACCUCUUGCUUGGCUACGACUUGCGGGCCGUGCGACCUGAAGAGCAGGUCAUCGUUGAUCCCGAUGCACAGACUACUGCGCCGAGCGCCAUUCAUGUCAUUCUAGCUCUCCUCCGUCCCGAGUCCGAUGGCGAUGGUGCUUCUUUCCUCAGUCUGGCGGAGCGAUCGCCCAGCUUUGCAGAAAAAUGCUUCUCCCUCAUUCUGCGCCUUUGCACUCAUCCAUUUACAAGUGCGGCGACACUUCGUUAUCUGCGCACCAAAGAGGACUACGUGGUCCAGCAGUUGCGAAGCAUAUCGCUGGUACCUGCUGAGCGUGGCGCCUUGACCGAAAGCUCAGCUGCUCUCGGCUUGGUGCAAUUUGCCGAUGGGCAAGCUAUCGAAACGACGAUCGACCGCGUCACUGCUUCACUGCGUAUGCGCGCCUCGCUGCUCGAGCUCACUGCGCUCGAGUUGCAUUCGCUACUCAACGCCGGCAUGCAGUCGCGAGCAGCGAGGGUUGUUGCUGCUCUUUUCGGCUCCAACGCCACCGCUGGCGGAGGAAAUGGUAUCGAUGCAGAUGGCAGCAUCGACGAGGACGAGCUCUUGCUCGGCACCGAACGCGAUUUUCGCCUCGGUGCUGGUGGCGCCGAAAUUCGAUCGUUCGGUGGUGUACGCUUGCUAGAGAUCCUGCAGAGCCUCGACUUUGAGUGGCACGACGACCGGGAGGCACUUGGUCAAAACAUUACCGUCAUCACCCCGGAGCAGCUCGAUCUAGCCAAGCGACCCGACGCUGCUGUUGGACCUCGACUUUAUGAUCUUUCCGCGGUUCUUGCUAUUCUUGUGCGAGAAAAGACGAUUCUCCAACAGAAGGGCAAUCUGCGCGACGCAGGUCAGGCCAAUCCCUUCUUGGAACAAGCCGCUUUCGUGCUUCAGUGGGCUUCAGCACAGAACGCCAAGAAGGCGGUCGCCUUCUCGCGUAGACGUGUGCUGCAGGCGUGGCGACACACGCUUGACAUGGUGCUCGCAAGGGCUGCGGGUCUGCUUCGCACAGAGGUUCGAUCCGGCCUCAUGUUUGACUGUCUGUCAGAAUUGCUUCCGCGCAUUUCGACGCCUUCGACCGACGCUGGCGCUCUGGAUGCGCCAUCUGCCGACCUCGUCGCUGGCGCCGUGCUCUCGCUGCUUACGUCGCUGCGACAGCAUCGUGUCGAGUUGACGACAGGGGCACUCGACCUCGAGACAGUCGAUGCUCUUCCCACGGACCGACUGCUCACGACGCUGCGGGCCCUCAUCGACUCGAUUCUGAGACUUGAGACCACAACACUGGCUCGCGGCAACCUCUACUCGGCCCUGAUCAACUUCCUUCAGCUGGUCAAGUCUGGAAGCGGCGCCGAUGCCAGCGAUGAGACUGGCGCCAAUGAUGGUGCUUCGAUUGUGGCGACCGACGUUGACGAUACCAUGUCCGUGGGCGGUGCCUCGACGACCAUCACCAACAUUUUUGGCGGACGCACGCAGACGAGCAGCCUGGAGGCGCGCACUCGAACCCUGCUGCUUUCGUAUCUUGAACGUCUGAUGGAUGUGCUGGGUCGCGAUGCGCUGGAUGCCAGCGAUCUGUCCAAGACAAUUGCUUUCACGCUGCUCGACAAGCUGUGUGCGCUCGAUGCGCCGCCUUCAUCUGGCUCCUCGUCCCGUCGCGGCGGAUCGAGGUGCCUUGAUCUGCUGGACCGCAAGGGCUACAUUAAAAGCUUUGUCACAGCGCUGCGUGAUUCGGACCUGGCUUUGCAAGAGACUCUGCGUCCCGACCCUGCCAGCCUGAACUCACUCUACGUCUACGAAGCACGUCUCGCCUUCUUCAACCGCAUGGCCCAGUCUCGCGACGGUGCUGAGCGCCUACUUAACGCCAAGAUCUUUGACGUGCUUGCGCAGUCCGACUACCUGGCAGCACGCCCCGAUCAAGAUCAAGAAUUUGUCGAUUUUGACAGCUUCCUGCCUGCAGCUACGGAGCGUUACAAUGCGAUGCUGACACCGGUGCUCCAGCUGACGACGAGUAUCCUCGCCAGUACUUCGGCAGGAGCAGCGAGCCAAGGAGCUUUCGGCAUUACCAAGGCAUUGUCAUCCACCUCGGCAUCUUCAGCUCCUCGUCAUGCUUUGGCGCUCUUGACCGCGCACCGAGACACGCUCCUCACCGUCCUCCGCGCGCCUCUGCAAGAGUUCUGCUCGUUUGCCCAGCUUGGUCAAGCUCAUCUGGUGGUCGCCAUCUUUGUGCUGAUCAUGUCCUCGCUCGACGACGACGCGCAACAGGCGCCUAGCCCGCUUGCUCCCUACCACACUGCCAUCGUUGCCUUUGCUGCCGUCUACCUGAACACGAUGUCGUGGCAGUCACGCGUCGUACCCUGCAAUGAGGCCGAGCGCGAAGAAAGCCAUGUGCCGACUGCCUCGUUGCGUGCGCUGCGAGCUUCGAGCGAGGGAGCACACGGCAAUGGCAGCGUUGGAGCAGAGGAAGAAAACGCGUUCAGCGCCAAGGUAAGCGCGAUGGUGGUACGACUGCAGAUGGCGUUGCUCUCUUAUCUCGAGGCAGCGAGCGAUGCUCGAGGCAGUAACACUGUGCGAGUUCGACCAGUGGUAGCGGCAUCGCUGACGGCGAAUCGCGAGCGAUCGCGUACGCCUUACGGGGCAGGUGAGGAUGGCGGCGAUGGCGACACUUCUCGUGCUGGUUUUCUGCGCUCGCAACGCGCGUCUGCUGCUGCGUUGACAGUGCCCAGCAUCGGUGGACUUGUCGCAGCGCUCGACGAAUACACGGAUUCGGUGGCCAAAGAGCUUCAAGCGCUGGAGAACAUCGAGACGCUCUUCGAGAAUGUUGACAGUGUACGUCAGGACGAGUUGGACGAGAUUGCUCGCGAUGCGCUCGACCAAGUGACUGCAGGCGAGCUCUCCGCGGCUCAACGUCGAUCUGUGGCGCUCCGCCAGCUCUCAUCGCGCAAAGCCACGCUCCGCGCAUCGUCAACGUCCAAACUUGAUGCGCUCGAGCUGAUUCUCGUACUGCUUAUUCGUCACAUUGAAUUCUUCCGAACGCUCCACGCUGAUCGAGUAUCCAUCCUCACCUCGGUCGGAACCAGGUCUUCGCCUGCUGCUCUGCAAGGCGCUGCAUCCCACUUAGACUGGAACAGCUUGAUGCACGGUCUUGCUGAAUCUUUGCUACCUGUGGUCGACGAAAAGAUCGGCUACCUCUCGCUUCCACCAAGCUUGGUAGCCAAUGCAAGAGAGAGACAGAGCUUCCUUCAGAUGGCUGGUCGACGACUGGCUAGCUUCUUUACCGAGCAAUAG